Anopheles funestus (African malaria mosquito) is the source of this 4647-nucleotide messenger RNA. Its product is annotated as procathepsin L-like. NCBI's taxonomy places the organism in Eukaryota, Metazoa, Arthropoda, Insecta, Diptera, Culicidae. Gene Ontology annotation, molecular function: cysteine-type endopeptidase activity. Gene Ontology annotation, cellular component: lysosome. The transcript is spliced from 2 exons. Bases 2875 to 3297 code for a protein of 140 amino acids. The record is from RefSeq and is a predicted model, not a curated record.
AACAGUUUACUUGCGGAAACAAAACAACGCUUGACAAAAUUGUAUACUAAAAGCAAGACAAUACAAAACAAUAAACUCGCCAAUAAUAAUGAGCAAACAAUAUUUUAAAACUUUGUCCACACAAAUGAUUAACACACCCGACCGUUCUGCCAUAAAUAAACGGCAUUUUUAUUUCUAGCAAAAGAACUAGGUUAAAAGACAAAGCCAAUCGUUUGGAAUGCAUGAAAGAAGAACAAAAAAAAACAUCAUAAAAACCCAUUCACAUCGCUGUUCCGGUUAUGAGUCGGUAGCGAAAUAAAACCAAACAGCCGUGCCUUGCAGACGGGGAAACAAACAAAAUAAUCCUUCCGCCGGGCGAUGGUUGCAGGCAGGGCUUGUGACAGAAAACUGAAAAGGUGUGCAAAAACGAAAACCGAAAACAUAUCGUACGAGCACCAUAACCACCAGCAAAGCCAACAACACAGAAGCCAAUCGAAUGGAAAUGGAAUGAGAUCACAAAAUAAGGGCGAUAGUAAACAAAAAAGAAAACAAUACCAAACUGCACUCAACUCGUUGCUGAAAGAAGCAAAACCAACAUUUCCCAGGUUCUUCGCGGUCAGUUUGCGGACGAGUCGAGUUUAUUAAUUUGCCAGUUGUUCACCGUCUUAAUAGCUCGCUCGUUAAACGUCGCGCCAGUGGAAGAGUAAAACCUGGUUCGUCAUGAACAUUCGCUGCGGUCAUUUAAUCCUGUGCCUUUACGUUAUCGGGUACGCGGCUGCUGUUGAUUUUCCACCGGUCGUGAAACGCGUUUCCUCGCAACGGAACAAACCAUUCCUAGGGGAUGUGAACCAUUCGCGGUCGAAGAUAUCGAAACCAGCGAUCCUCCAGUCGGUGGGCAAAAGAUCGCACGACCGAACGGGCGUAAUUCCACUCUCGGAGGAAUUGGAAAUGGUAGCAGCUGCCGAACCGAUCGUUGGAAGAGUGGCAGCCGGUAAGAAGAAAUCAAAGAAUUCUUCCGAUCGUUCAGCGUCCCCAGUAACGGACGGACCGCCCACAAACGCCACCGCAGCUACGGAAAGUGACAUGUUUCGUUCGUACAUGGUAAGAUUUAAAAAAAAACCCGGUUCGUAGAUGGAUUCAAAAGUUCGCCCACACUAAUGGGAUCCAUUUUCUAACCGCUUUUGCCACGUCUUCUACCACGUUCCGCACAGGAAACGCAUCGUAAGAAGUAUUAUGCGAAGUAUCGUGCCCAGCGCAGACGGUCCGCCUACAUGGAUAACCUGGAGGAAAUCAACGAACACAACAAAGCGUUCGAGGCGGGCAGCAAUCGAUUCCGCAUGGCACCGAAUGCGUUCGCCGACAUGGUAAGCAUCCCUUUUCAAACCACAUGCAUCUUAUCGUCGGUUCGUUUAGCUUGCCGAACUAGAAUCAUAAAAGUCAGUGCGCUAACACCGGCAACAUACAUUCAGGCGCAUUAAGUAUGGCCCAAUCUUACCUGGCGGUAAGGUAACAGUCAACCGUUUCAAGAAAGGAUCCUUUUCGAGGGUAUCCCAACAUAAAAACCACACUGUCGGUAUCACGGAUUUGUGAGCUGAUUAGCAUUACAUUUUAAGGGCCUUCUGUCAAAGGGUAGAUAAAGUCAGGAAAAGCCAAAAAUGGCAGGCUAAGUCCUCUUGUGCCACACAAGAAGAAACGAAAAUCAAGCGCGUAGGUGUAUCGCGAAUUUAAGAGGAAGUUUUUAUCAAAAAUAUUGCAAGAUGGUAUAUCUCAUUUACGUACUGUCAGACCAUUUUCAUAGGGAUAUGCUUAUAAACCAUCAAGUUGAAAGGAAUAACAUCCUAAUAUGAUCAGUUUGACAAUUACAUUGCAUACCUUUAGGCGUUUUCCCAUAUAUUAUGCAUAGCUUGAAGUGUCGUUAUUGUUUGGAUACUUCCCCCUAAAGAAUACAUUCAUCUCUUUAUUUUGGAUCGCAAGUAACACAACUCUGUUCCGUAUUUCUUGUGAGCGAUGCUAAUUAAUUCUUAAAGUUACAAUAUUAAUUAAUCAUUCAUGCUGCACAGUUAAAGAGAGCUAUUGAGCUUCCCAUAAUUUCUUUAGUAUGAAAUUCAAGUACCAACGGGACCUUAUGAUCUCACAGCUGCUUAACUAACCACAAAUGGGGUUUUCAUAAUUUGCAAGUACAGUAAUUAAUUUCAAAAGUACACCCACAACAAAAAAGGGUCAGUAGGUACAACAUUUCCCGAACAGUUCAUGGUAUUCACAUUUCCACGAAACAAACAUCACGGCCGGGGAAACCUCUGUGGUCAGUUUGUAACUUUCUCCGUCCAUUAAACACCACAGCAGGGUUACACAACACGUUGUCCAUUCUCAUCUUUCCUAUCUAGGCAAUAAUGAAAGCAUUCACACUCCAGACAGUGUUUUAAUAUGGCUACACUUUUCACACGUCCUGCAAUACAUACUGUACAAUGUUUCCGGGUACGAUGUAUUGCAUCAGUUUGCGUGUAUACGCAUAGGAAAUUUAAUCUUCUUCGGUGUGAUUGCGCAAAUGAUAGAUUUCUUCCUCUUCUAAAGAGGAUGUUGCAUCAGAUACGUGUAACUAGCGUCAGCCCAACUUAAAUGAGACUUGAAGAGCAAUGGUGAAGAACCCAUUCAAUUAUAGUAUUGAAAGUGCUAAUAGAAUCGGCUCAGCUCAUCUUACAUAAAUGUCGUUUCAAUCGAGGGAAUACGGUCUAAAAGUGGACUAUCCAUAAAUAGUUUUAUCUCAAAGACAUAAUCUGGACAUAUACUCUCCUUAAAAGCCAAGCAUUCGUCAAAUAUACAUCACAAUCUACAUACAUCACCGAUUCUUCCUUUCAGCAAAACAGUGAGUAUCGGAAGCGUUUGAUACGGUUGAAGAUGGACCCACACCGUAAGGUAAAACCAACAAUAUCCGACGAAAUCGUCAGCUCCGGUAACGAAUUGCCGGAGUCAAUCGAUUGGCGCGAGAAAGGCUUCAAAACGCCACCGGCCAACCAAAAGACCUGUGGUUCCUGUUACGCUUUCAGCGUGGCGUACGCAAUAGCGGCCCAACUAUUGAAGCACAUCGGUCGGGUGGAACUGGUGAGCGAACAGCAAAUGGUGGACUGUUCUACGGCUACCGGGAACUUGGGUUGCGGAGGUGGUUCGCUAAGAAACACGUUGAAAUAUCUGGAACAGUCCGGUGGAGUAAUGCGCGAGGUAGACUACCCGUACACAUCUUCGGUAAGUUUGGAUGAAAGGGAAGAAAAAACAGCUUUACACAGUUUGGUAGGUAAAAAAGGGGGUCAUCAUUUUAUUUGAAAUCAGAAGACUAUUGCCGACCUGUUAUAUGUCCAAGCGACAAAGCAAGAAAUUCGCGUGAGUGCAUGAGCAACCAAAGGAGAAGUUGCAAAGAGGUAAUACUUUUCAGCUAAUUUGCCUACCACCCACCGGAUCACGGUUAACAAGUUGCGCGAAUUGGAAGAGUGAUGCUGUGAAGUGGCAAAUAAAUGACCACAUCAUGUAUUUACUGCACUUUUCGAGUGCUAAUUGCAUCUGGACGGCUGUGGAUACGCUUGAAGUCGAGUUGAGGGAGUGAGGCGUGUUCCGAUGGACCGGUGUGGGAUGCGAAACAACGACAACCCGAUGAAGAGCCGUGGAAAGACAAAGAAUUAUACCUUUGCCGAUCGCCAAAUUGCAUCAUGUGCCGCUUAUCGUAAUUGAUGAUAUUCGUAAGUACUUUCAAUAUAUCUUUUUGGUUUGGUUCUGUUACCCAAGAUGUUGUGUUGUGUUUGUUUAAACCGGCGGGGAGGAAAACAGAAACUUACUGCAUACAAUAACCGUGUGGACUGUGUGUGAAUGGAAGGGUAAAUAAUGGACAUGCAGUUCUUGGCUUGCAAACCACAACGUCGCGCCAUGCAUGAAGAGAAAUGGAGACAAACGGGGACGAAAUGCAGGUGAUUGCUUUUUAUGUAGUCUCUUGCCAUUUUAGAUGAAUUUAUUGUCAUUUUUUUAAUUCCUUCCCCUUUGUUUAUCUCUUUUUUUUGGUGCUGCUGGUGCUGCUGCAUGCUGCCGUGAGCGUAAUCGGCGUACGUAUCGGCUCUACAACACAAUGAGCUGUACACCGACGCGCCAGCUUGACGUACAUAAUUUAAUGCACCUGCCAGCACUGCUACUAUCGACAAAGCCCGUACGGCCAUUGUUGCAACCUACGCCUAACCGGAAUCUAUAAAUAAAUCACCGUGUUGGUCCCCGGGGGCAGCUUGUGACGAUGCGACGGAGCGCCAGAACGUGCAUGCUGUUGUCGUAGGAUGACCGAUAACAAUCAGUGCACUGAUGGCACCCCGUACCGACAAAUGGUUUUCCGAUUGUAGGUAAAGAGAUUUCAAAAUCAAAACCACAACUGACCGAGGGUAGGAGGUUUCAAAUUAAACCUCAAUAAACAGAUCCCUUAUCAGUGGGAAGACAUUCAAGACGGUGAUAUACGCAUUACGAUGUUUACGGUAAGCCAUUCCGUGGCAAACAUGAACGUCAUUAGGGACUUAUGGGGAGGUAAACCCAAAAGGAAGCAUGCAUUCUAAUGAGCUUAGGAUGUGGGUAAGACACUGUAUCGCAAUCCCAUGUGAUGUAGUUUUCGACUUGUGAGGAAGUACAAUAAACUGUCACUUCAUA